Molecule: messenger RNA, 555 nt
Organism: Homarus americanus (American lobster)
Lineage: Eukaryota; Metazoa; Arthropoda; Malacostraca; Decapoda; Nephropidae
Product: neurofilament heavy polypeptide-like
Exons: 1
Coding region: 1-555 (184 amino acids)
Biological process (GO): response to selenium ion
Cellular component (GO): cytosol
Source: RefSeq, a predicted model, not a curated record
AUGAUAAAUAUAGGAAUAGUUUUGGCAUUGUUCUCUGUAACUAUUCUAUAUUGUUUGACCCCAAAACGGACAAAAUCUCGGGAAGAAUUAGUAGUAAGUAAAGAGAAACGUAGCGAAGGUGUGGCUGCUAAUGAACCCACCACCGCUGAAGAUCCCACCUCCGCUGAGGUUCCCACCCCUGCUGAAGUUCCCACCCCCGCUGAAGUUCCCACCCCCGCUGAAGUUCCCACCCCCGCUGAAGUUCCCACCCCCGCUGAAGUUCCCACCCCCGCUGAAGUUCCCACCCCCGCUGAAGUUCCCACCCCCGCUGAAGUUCCCACCCCCGCUGAAGUUCCCACCCCCGCUGAAGUUCCCACCCCCGCUGAGGUAUUCACCUUCGCUGAGGUAUUCACCUCCGCUGAGGUUCCCACCUCCUAUGAGAUCUUCUCCCCUACUAUUGUCGCCAACCCUGUGUUGUCGGAAGAUUUCGCGUGGAAGGAAAUAUUUGUCCCGGCAUCUUGUCGGGAUAUCAUGAUAAACGAUUACCUUGAAACCAUUACCAAGAUUGCCCGAUAG